This is a messenger RNA of Cornus florida, 1071 nucleotides long. Its product is annotated as receptor-like protein EIX1. The transcript is spliced from 2 exons. The record is from RefSeq and is a predicted model, not a curated record. NCBI's taxonomy places the organism in Eukaryota, Viridiplantae, Streptophyta, Magnoliopsida, Cornales, Cornaceae. Bases 1 to 1071 code for a protein of 356 amino acids. Gene Ontology annotation, molecular function: protein binding.
AUGCGGAGCACCAUAUCCUUCAACUUUAGAUGUUCAAAUCUCAUCAUUUCCUUCAUAUUAGUGUGCUUGUUAGGGUCUCCAUAUGUGGAGUUCGUCAAACUCAGCCAGGCCACUAAAGUUUCCAACAUUUCAUGUAUUGAUACAGAGAGGAAAGCACUUCUCACCUUCAGACAGAGUCUCACAGAUCAUUCAGGUAGACUUUCUUCUUGGGCAGGUGAAGAUUGCUGCCAAUGGAGUGGCAUUGGAUGCGACGAAGUUUCAGGACACCUCAUCAAGCUCGACCUCAGGAAUCCAUUUCCAUCCAGCAGUAAAACCAAAAGCUCGUGCUUGGGCGGUGAGAUAAACUCUUCUUUGCUUGCAUUGAAAUACUUGAAUUAUUUGGAUUUAAGCCUGAAUGAUUUUGAAGGAAUUCCAAUUCCCGAGUUCUUUGAUGGGAUCAAGAACUUGAGGUAUCUCAAUCUCUCGUUUGCAUCAUUUGCCGGAGAGAUUCCACCUCAUCUUGGCAAUCUGUCAAGCCUGAAUUAUCUUGAUCUCUACGCGAAUUCAUUGACGAAUCGGGGCAUGUGGGAAUUAACGUCUGCAAGCUUGCAGUGGCUCUCAACUCUCUCUUCUUUGAAGUAUCUGAACAUGGGAGUAGUGAAACUCAAUAAUGUUGGAGCAGAUUGGCUGCAGGCAGUUAAUAUGCUUCCUAACCUCGUGGAGUUGCACUUGCCUUCAUGUGAUCUUCAAAAACUUCCACUCUCGCUCCCAUUCGUGAACUUCACCUUGCUUUCGAUCCUUGAUUUGUCUGAUCAUUACUUCAACUCAUCAAUACCCGAUUGGUCGUUUAACCUUACAAGCCUUACAAAACUUGAUCUCAGCAGCAAUUCUCUUAGUGGCGGAAUUCCCAGUGAAUUUGUGCACUUGAUGUCUCUAGAAUACCUCGAUUUGUCUAGGAAUUGGUAUAUUGGAGGCCGAAUACCAAGCUUUUUGGGAAAUCUCUGCAGGUUAAAAUUUUUAGACCUUGCUGAAAACAAGUUCAGUGGUGAGAUUGUUGAAUUAUUUGGUGGAUUCUCAGCUUCACCUCCGUAG